AGCUUAUGUGUGUGUGUUUAUCAGUUUAGUUUUAACGAAGAAAAACAAUCUGCGAUCCUCUGAGUGUUUUUUUUAUUUUUUAUUGCGAUUCCAGUGCCGUUUAGGUACGGGGUGAUAUAUUUCUGCGAUUUCUGUACUCAAGAUGGCGCCCUGGAAUCGAGUCGGGUUUUAGGGUUUGUUUCGCAAGAUUAUUAAACCAAAAAAAAAAAAAGAAGACAAAGGAGCAGCGCCCCCGAGUCGCGCGCGAGCGUGUAACAAGCAUCGUUCUCGAACUGUUACUUUGUCGCGUCGCUCGCUCGGUGUUACAAAUUAACACGAAAGUUAAACCUGCAACAUUAUUCGCUGGAAACAUUUCAAACACAGAUACAAGUGUAACAGAGUUACAGAUUUUAAAGGGAGCACAUAAAACUCUUAUAUUUCACAAUUCACAUAUAACACUGAGUGAAGAUAAUAACAGGACUGUCAAUAAAUUAAACUUAAUUUUUAGAGUGCAUACAGUCACAACUGCCGUGUGCCAGAAGAUAUUUGAGAAAGCUGAAGACUUCAGGUCAGUUUGAUGAAACCCCGUCUCGGUGUGUUUGUGAUGAAGCAGGAAGAGUGUGUCUCGCAGUAGAGGCGGGGCUGAGGAGGAGUGACGGACUCUGACUGGAAAGCGCAGAUUCUCAUCGGGAUCAGCUGAAUCUGGAGUUUGAUCAUCGCUGUUAUUGAGCUGGAACGCAUCUGAGGAAUCUGUCAUUAUGGUGAUUAAACUUUUCAUCGCGUCAUCCUCCGGAUCAACAUCGAUCAAGAAACAGCAGCAGGAUGUCAAGGGCUUCCUGGCAGCCAAUAAGAUCGAGUUUGAGGAAUGUGACAUCGCAGCUGAUGAAGACAACAGGAAGUGGAUGCGAGAACACGUCCCCGAGGAUUCCCGGCCAGCCACAGGGAACCCUCUGCCUCCUCAGAUCUUCAACGAGGACAGAUACUGUGGGAACUAUGAGGCGUUCUUCUGUGCUCGUGAGGACAACGCUGUGUACGCGUUUCUGGGCUUGACGGCGCCUCCAGGCUCAAAGGAAGCAGAAGCGCUGUCUAAGAAAACACAGAUGUAAUCUAGAGAAGAGCUGAUGAACUCCUGCACUUUCUGAUGAUUGAGUUCCUUUUUGUAUCAUUUCUUUUUUCUUUGCAUCCAUGAACUUUUGUGAUGUGAUGAAUGUUAUGAGUUAUUUGUCCACUCAAAAGUCCAUCUUAUUGAUUGAACUGUUCAAACUGAAAAGAAAGCAUUUCUCCUGUCGUCCAAAUAGACAUGAGCAAAGUAGUAUUUUAAUUUGUUGUCAAGAUUUGACGGUUAAUCAUUUUUUUCUAAUGUUUAAGCAUGCAGUUUUUGUUAUAUAUGUUAAUACUUGAAUCUUCUUGAUUAUGUAUGCAGUUCAAGUUACAUUUAAUAUGUGCCCGUAUAUUCAGGGUUUAAAAAAAACGGCCUUUCACACAUUAAAACCUUAAAAGAUCUUUGGAGCAGAAAGUCUCAAAUUCAUGGUCAGGACAUUAAAUGUUUCAUGCAAAAAAAGUAUAAUAAAACUUACUGAAUGAAUGAAAAUAAUUAUAAAAAAUAUAACUGAAUGUCUUCUAUAAUUGAAUAUCAACGUUAAUUUUAUUUCUUUUUUUCCAAUACAAAUAUCUAAACCUCCUUCAAUUUACUUGAGAUGCAACAUGAAUAUAUAUAUAUUGUUGAGAAAAUGACCCCCCCCCCCAAAAAAAAGUGAGUUAUUGCUUAAAACAAGCAAAUAUCUGUCAAUAUCUGUAUCUUGUUUUCCUUUUAAAUAAUUUGAUUUUCUGAGCCCAUCAGCAGAUAUGUCACUUUUUUAAAUCAAAAAUUAUUUUUUUUAUAUAUAUAAUUUUUUCAGAAAACAAGACUUCUUUAUAAAAUAUAUAAAUCUUUUUGUAAAAUUUUUUUGCAUCUGUCUUUAAGACAUUUAAGCACUGGAAAACAAGACAAAAAUUCUGCAGAAGAACAGCACUUUUGUGCAGUGUGAUCAGAAAACAGUAAAACUUACAUGUGAUCAGGUACAGUAAAAGUUAUUUCAGUAUUUUAGUUUUUUUUUAUAUAUAUAUAAAAUUAAUUAAAAAGUAUUGAAGAUUGGUUGGAAGUUGUAUUUUAAAACUUUAAAGUGCUACUAACACGGCUCAUUGUGUUCUCUUUAGACGUUUACAUUUUGAGAACAUACUGACAUAUUAUGUUCCCUUCCAUUUAUUUCUUAAAUAUUGUUUAACUGGGUCUUUAAAAAAGGUUUUAGAAACUCUUAAAUUUUGGCAAUGAUAGUUUGCAUUUUUUGUAUGUUUAAAUAUUCUUUUUAGUUAUAUUUUACAGGUUUUUUCAUUAUUUUUACUAAAAGAUUUAUGUGUAUAUUUCAUACUGCAUGUUUUCCUCAAGUAUCCUUCAUGUACUAAUAGAGUUCAUUUUCUAUUUUUAAGGGCAAAUUACUAAACACUUUUAUAUAUAUAAUGUGUAAGGUAUACAUUUUCAAAACUCUUAGUACAAAAAUCCAAACGACCACACCAGCUGUCAUUCUUUCAGAUCCUGAGCUCAUGCUUUCAUUGCAGCUGAACACAUUUUCACACAAGAUAAUUUUAACAUGUAAUAAGAACAUUUGAUAUGAAUGUUUUCUGUACAGUAAUUUACAGUACAUUUGGCAGUCUCUACCAAGGUAAGGCCAUUGUUUACACUGCCGGUUUUUGAUAUGACAGCUGCCAUCUGUCUGUCUCCAUCUACCCUUAUGCAAAGAAAAUAUAUUUCCUUAUAUAUGAAUGAUCAAUAUAUUAAAUGAUUUAACAAAAUAUAUUGUGUUAAUAUAUUGGAAUACACUGAAUAAUACAUAAGGAAUUGCCACUUAAAAUGUGUGACAAUAUAUUUACUUAAAUAUCAUAAUGUAUGUAAUCCUAUAUUCAGUAAUGCACUUCAUAACAUAUAGAUGUACAUGUGAUACAAGAUGGUACUGCAUGAGAAUAAAUAUAUCAAACUUGA
Molecule: messenger RNA, 2995 nt
Organism: Cyprinus carpio (common carp)
Lineage: Eukaryota; Metazoa; Chordata; Actinopteri; Cypriniformes; Cyprinidae
Product: SH3 domain binding glutamate-rich protein like
Cellular component (GO): cytoplasm
Source: RefSeq, a predicted model, not a curated record